This is a messenger RNA of Rhopalosiphum maidis (corn leaf aphid), 6604 nucleotides long. RefSeq lists its product as uncharacterized. Bases 355 to 6195 code for a protein of 1946 amino acids. The transcript is spliced from 19 exons. Gene Ontology annotation, biological process: interstrand cross-link repair; replication fork reversal; double-strand break repair via synthesis-dependent strand annealing. NCBI's taxonomy places the organism in Eukaryota, Metazoa, Arthropoda, Insecta, Hemiptera, Aphididae. Gene Ontology annotation, molecular function: four-way junction helicase activity; 3'-5' DNA helicase activity; ATP binding. The record is from RefSeq and is a predicted model, not a curated record.
GCUUAUAGUAUGAUAACUGAUAAGAAAUAUUUGUUUGGAGGAAGGACAGGAUAGGACGUUGUUAUCUUUCAUGUUUGAACUAUUCGAAGUAAUCGGAUAAAUGUUUGAAAAUGCGUUCGUGAAUUCGUGAUAACAUAAGAGUUAUAAAAUUAAUUUUUUGAUUUUUACUUUUAAGUUUGUUCAUUGUUGUUACGUAAUCGAAUUGCAUACAAGUGUAUAAUAGAUGGUUAAAAUUCUAAUUGUGUACACUUACGGCAUACCAGUAUUGUAUUCAUAGUUCCUGUUCGUUUUGCAUUACGUUAUAUUAAAUGUAGUAUGACAGUAUCGCCCUUUUGACAGUUACUGAUUAUUGAUAUGACUGAUACGCAUGACCAAUUUUUAGUUGAAGAUGAUGAAAUAUUAGCUUCUAUAUUAGAAGAAAGUUUAAGACAUUAUAAUGAAGUGGAAGUACCGUUACGGUCUAUUACUUUGAAAGAAUUAUCUUCUACACGACCUACACAGUCUAUUGAUGUGAACAAAGUACUUCCUACACAAACUAUUGUUGAGGAUGAAGUACCACAACAGUCUAUUGGCAAAAAUUCUGUACUUAAAUUAAGUAGCGCCGCACCACCAGUAGUAAUAGACUUGUGCGAAUCACCUAAGAAAUGUGCUGUUGUCCAAAGCAGAUUAUCACAUUUUUUUACAAAACCUAAAAGUGUUAAAGUAUGCGAUGAAAAAAUUAAUAGUGAAUUAGAAAAUCAAACUGAAAAAUUAUCUAUAGAAGUAAAUUCUUCGCCAGUACAGAAUAAUGUCAGCAUUAUUAGUUCACCAGCGAUUUUCUAUAAAGAACCGGAUGCAGAUGGUUUUCAUUUAUCUUCCGGUUCACAUUAUGUGUACCCCUCAAAUUUUCCAGUCAGAGAAUAUCAAAUGACAAUCAUCAAAACAGCUUUAUUUCAUAAUACUCUAGUCAGCUUGCCUACAGGCAUGGGGAAAACAUUCAUAGCUGCUGUGGUCAUGUACAACUUCUACCGAUGGUAUCCAAUGGGUAAAAUAAUAUUUAUGGCGCCGACAAGACCAUUAGUCGCCCAACAAAUUGAAGCAUGUCACUCGAUAAUGGGUAUUCCUAGGGACAUGACAUUUGAAAUGACUGGCAAUAUCCCACCCGAACAAAGAUAUUUAGCUUGGAAUAAAUACAGAGUAUUUUUUCUUACACCUCAAGUUCUAGCUAAUGAUUUAAGUCUUAAUAAGUGUCCAUCAGAUACAUUCAGAUGUAUUAUUGUUGACGAAGCACAUCGAGCUACCAAAGAUUAUGCUUAUGUUCAGGUUUUAAAGCAUUUAGCCGAAGAAAACCGAGUAAUUAGAAUUGUUGGAUUAUCAGCUACUCCUGGAACUAAUAUAGAUGCAGUCACUGAGGUGAUUCAAAAUUUAAACAUAUCAAGAUUAGAGUUCAGAACUGACGAAUCUCCUGAUGUAGCAAAAUAUACAAAUAAAAAGGAUGUUGAAUGCAUACCAGUGAAACUUACAAAUACUAUUUUGGAGAUACGCAACCAGUUUUUAAAGGUUUAUGAUAAACACUUAAGACGUUUAAAACAGUAUCAUGCCCUCAAUGGGAAUGUUGCUAAUCUAACAAAAUUUCAAAUACUUGGUGCCAAACAAAAAUUUUUAACCAGUAAUAUUGCUCGUGAUAUGCCAAAAUCUCUUGUUGGAUGUUUAAUAAAUGAUUUUACUAUUUGCAUGUCACUGGCAUAUGCUUUAGAGUUGUUGACUAUUUAUGGUGUCAAAGUAUUUUAUUUACAAUCGUUAGAAAUCAAGGAAAAUCAUAAAUGUUUAUCAAACGAUGCGGAUUUUCAAAAUCUUUUGCAUAGUAUUAACAACGAAUUGAAUUCUCAGGACUUGACUUGGAGUCACCCCAAACUAUUAGAGUUGAAAAAAAUUGUUCAAAACUAUUUUGGCAACACAAAUGUAGAAGCAAGUAGUAAGAUAAUAAUAUUCUGCCAGUAUCGGUUGGUUGUAGUAGAAGUGUUUGAACUUUUAAAAACAUUUGGUUCAUCUGUGAAACCAGUCAUGUUUGUUGGGCAAUCUCUUAAGGAAAAAGGGGGUCUACCACAAAAAAAACAAUUGGAGGUGAUGAGCCGAUUUAAAAGUGGAGAUUUCAAUGUAUUAAUUGCUACAAGUGUAGCUGAAGAAGGUCUAGAUAUUGGGGAAGUCGAUCUGAUUAUUUGUUUGGAGGCUAAUAAAUCUCCAAUUAAAUUUGUACAAAGACUUGGCCGUACUGGACGUAAAAGAUCAGGCAAAUGUAUUACUUUACUGACUGAAGGAAAAGAACAAAUUAAAUACAAUUCUAGUGUUUCUUCUAGCAAAACACUCGUAACCAAAAUGUUGAAAAGUAAAGUAAUACUUUCAAAGUUGGCUCCUGCAGGACCGAGAUUGGUGCCAAAACAUAUCCAUCCAAAAUGUUUAAUGAUUCACGUAAAAAAACCAGAAGAGUUGUUUCCAGAAAAGAAAAAACUUAAAGGCAAGAAAAAAGGAGUUGAAAAUAUUAUGCGAUAUGUAGAACCUAAUGAUGGUCAAAAUGAAAUAGACGAAGACGGAGAAGACGGACUCAAUAUUUUUCAAAAUAACAUAGAUAAACCAAAAAGAAGAUCUAAAAAACGAAAAACUGUCGAAUUAGAUGCAAUUGAAAAUGACUGUAGGGAAGUAAGAUCGCCCGAAGAAAAAAAUACAAACUUAGAUUGCGAAUACAAUUUUAAUGAUUAUAAUGAAUAUAACGCACCCAAUAUUAACGCGCACGGUGUAGCCGAUAGGACUGUAGACCGCUUCGUUGAUGAGGAAAAAUUGUUUAACGAAUGGAUGCAGUCGUGUGUUCAGACCAAUAAAAUAGUGAUGAACAGUCCGUUUUUGGAACUGUUAAAUUUGUUUACUGACCAUGGACAAUGUGAUACUGAACUUUUCAACAAUGAAUCGACGAAUGACUUGUUUAUGGAGCAUACCGACUUAGUCCAAAGGUCGAUUGGUCCAUCGGUAAGUGAAGAGCGCACGAUCCGCGUAAACGAUCAGUCAAUGAGAAACGUCGAUCGUUCGUUCCGAUCGAGCGAUAAUCUACGACUAGGAGGUUCACAGGUGGCCAGCACAUCCACAGCACGUGAUAUCAACUACUACACGGAAAAUACAGAACUUGAAGACAUAUUUGACGGACAUACUGACCAGUCUACUGUUAUGCGAACGUCCGAAAUUUGUAGUAGUAGCCACAAGACAGAAAUCGAUAAAAAGAACUGCUUGGGUAAACUCGAUUUCAACGAUCUGUACAAAAGUCAACGGGCUAACAGGGAUUUCAAUGAUUUCAUGGCGAGGAAUACGGAUUUCUCUGUAAAGCCGCUUACUAUAGAUGAUGACGAUAGUGAUCAUUCAGUGGAACUUGUACACUGCGUAGGCGACGAUAACUCUUCAGCGGAUAUCGCGACAAGAACCGUCCCAUCAAGCGACGACGAAGAUGGAGACGACGAUGUCAUGGGAAAUCUUGAUUUCGAAGAAUUAUUCAAGAGCCAAAGAGCUGACAGGUUCAUCGAAAAGUACAGCGAAGAAAUCGCCGCUGAAAGACCAAAGGUCAAUCAUUCGGCAGUCGUGCGUAGUGAUGGUGGCAAAAAAGUUGAGAUGGGUCAUAAGGAUGAAAUAGAUUACAGUGCAUUGUUCAAUAGCCAAAGAUCCAACGGGUACAUCGAAGACUUCAUGAUUAGGGAAACGGAAUCCCGUGUUUGUCAGUCAAAUGUAGGUGAUCGCGUUGUACGUCAUUUAAACGAUGACCAUUCAAUAGUGGAUAUUGAAACAAAAACCUUCGUAUGUGACGAUGACCAAGAUGAAGACGACGAAAUCUUGGGGAAUAUUGAUUUCGAAAAAUUGUACAAGAGUAGUCAGAGAUCCGACAUCUGUACGAAAAAAGAAAUCGCUUCCAAACAACAGAACGUCGAUCGACCGAUCGCUAACGGUGACCGGAGAAGUCCCAUCGUGUGUGGAGGCGCAUUAAAGGUCGGGAUAUCUAGUAAUCAGUCGAUCGGAAAGAUAGACUACAGUGUAUUGUUCAAAAGCCAAAGAUCUAACGGUUACAUCGAAGACUAUAUGAUUAGGAACACCGGAGCUCAAGUCCCGAGUGCUGUCGAUCGCGAUGUAAUUUACGUCGACGACAACGACGACGAUCAGGAUGAAGACGAUAAAGUGAUGGGGAAUCUUGAUUUUGAAAAACUUUUCAAGAGUCAGAGGGCCCCCAUGGUUACGGACAGAAGUGAUAGAAUAUCUGCAAAACGAUCGUACGUCGAAAACGCUGGGCGGAAGAGUCCAAUCGCGUGUGAUGACGGGCAAAAGGCGAAAACAGUCGAACGUCCGGGCAAAGUCGACUACAGCGCACUAUUCAAGAGCCAACGGGCCGACGGGUAUAUCGAAGACUAUGCUGAAAAGACUGUAGCAAAAACAGCCUGUGGAAAGGUCGGUGUGGCGGACCGUUUGCCGGACUCGGAUGUCCUGCAGGUCGUCAGCCUCAUUGACGACGAUGACGACGUUAUUUCCAUAAAAAGUUCUCCAGAAUUUUUCAGUUGCAGACCGCCAAAGAAGGUCGUUCAGACGAAACUGACGGGUCACGUUCGGGCCGAUUGCGAUGUCGAAAUCUUCGACUUGUCGUCGCCGCCACCGAGCUCGUUGCGUACCGCGACCGCAUCCUCCGUCUGUCGACCAAUUUCAGAAGAUAGAUUUCCUACUGGUGGUGUGACGUCGGGUCCUGUCGGUGGCAAUGGUCUGCUUCAAUUGCUCGACGACGACGAGGAUGACAUGGAUUUUAUGUUCAUCGAUUACAACAACGAAGUCGAUGCUGCUGCAGAAGUUUUCACGCAGAAACAUCGGGACGACGGUGAGACGAAGACGGCGGCCCGACUACCGUUACCGUCCGUCGUUCCGACAGUAAAACCAGCGCUCGAAGACGACGUGAAAAAGCGUGUCGGUCACUCUACACAAUCGUACGAAAACAGCAUGAUGCCGUUCAACAUAAUGAAGGCUGCACGUCUUGUUGAUUUACUUAAGCCGGGCUUGAGCAUGAAGAGGAGUACAACGACGGCGGCAUCGAAACGACUGGUCGACCACGGGUCAACGUCUACAGCGUUAAAGCGGCAGGUCGACACCGGAUCGACGUCUACAGCGUUAAAGCGGCAGUUCGACACCGGAUUGACGUCUACAGCGUUAAAGCGGCAGGUCGACAACGGGUCAACGACGCCUGUAUUCAAACGAAAGGUCGACAAUGGACCGACGACGCCUGUACCCAAACGACAGGUGGACAUCGGACAGACGUCGACGGCGUUCAAGCGACAAGUCGACCACGGGUCGAUGACAGCGUUGGCGUUAAAAAGAAAAUUCGAUAACGACCGAAGUCCAGCCGACGACAUGUCGCCUAUACAUGUCCCAAACGGGCCGCGGCGGCGUCCUCAGUUCUCGCAGUCUACUCCCAAAGUUCCCGUGCACCCCAAACAACGUGGACGAGAAACCGCCACGGCUACGACCACAGUCACUACCGCCGCCGAUACGGUCAAUUCUCUGUUGACGUCUAGCAGUGAUUCUGAUGCUUUCAUCGGCCGCGGCCGCAACGAAAAAACGACCAGUCCACGACGCCGAGUCAAGAAAAAACGACGACCAAAACCGAAAAAGAAACUCUUGUUCAUCGACGACGAAGCUGAUGUCAGCAAUUGCUACGGCGACGGAAACACCCUCAGCACGACUAGCUCUGAAAACGACGACGACGAUGAUAAACAAAAUGAAUUUGAUUCCAGUUUCAUCGAUGAUGACCACGAAAAGUCCGAUCAGAAGAGCAUGACUAAACAGUAUUUACAAUCGGUCAAGAGUCAGGCUAAUGUUCGAGGAGUUUUCAAGAUACCUCAGCUGAUGGGACAUCAUUACAACAUCGACGUUUACUCUCAGAUGGACGACCGGAAUGUGGAUAAUAACUACGAAGAGGAUUCGUUUUGCGUAGAAGACGCAUCAGAUUUAAACAAUACGUCGUCGACGACCAACACUAGCGCGCAUCGGACGUCAGACGAACGGCCGUCCAAGCCGCCGCCGUCACGGAAACGAAAACGCAUACUAAUGUCGCCGCAGAGUACGGACAGCAGCGACAGUUCCGAAGAGCUGCUGCAGUUCCGCCGGAAGCGCGGCAAGGCGAAAACUUCGUUGGACUUCAGUUGACCGCGGUCGGGCUAUGGAUUUUGGUCCGGUUCGAUCCGCCAAUCUUUUUAUAUCUGUUAAAUUUUUUUCGCGUACACUUAUUUUCAUCGGUAGCGUUUUUUUAUUGUACCAUCCGCUGCAUCCCCUUACAGAUACGAUACACUUGUCCGCGAUAUCGUAAUAUUGUACACUUACGAGUCGUGGGCAUGACUGACCGCGUAUCGCUAUCGGUUAGUUAUUUUUCUAAUUUUUGUUUUAUUAAUUUAACUGCACAUUCCUAUAUUAUACUUAUACACCACCAUUAUACCUAUAUAAAAAUGUUUAUUUGUUUUUUUUUUUUUAUAUACAUAAUUAUUAAAUAUUUAUAUGUGAUAACCAACAGAAUAUUGAAAAACGGAUAUUUACGUGUGAUGUUUUGAUCAGAGUUUUA